Thelazia callipaeda (thelaziosis nematode) is the source of this 1078-nucleotide messenger RNA. NCBI's taxonomy places the organism in Eukaryota, Metazoa, Nematoda, Chromadorea, Rhabditida, Thelaziidae. The record is from the annotation of a GenBank genome assembly.
CUAUGGAGAGUGUUCUUGCUAAAGAAUUUUCCUGAGCGUGAUUAAAAAUUAUCAGUAAUUCAUAUUUAUAACAGUUUUCUUAGGUUAUCUCAUUUAUGGCUUGUUGGAGCAGUAUGGUCGAUUUGGUAAUGCCAUUCUUCAUUAUACGGAACUUGCUGCCUUCUUUGAUCAAACAGAAAGAGAAGCAUCUGAAUGCUUAACUACUGCCUACAAAAAUGGUACAUUUUUACAAGUGCCACGAGUAGUUGAAUUCCUUAAUAAAAUCAAUAAAUCAUGUAUGGCUGUUGGUGCCGAUAUUUUAAAUCGGGCUUUAAGUGCUUGUUUUGCGGUUGAUAAAGUUCAACAUGUUAUCGAUACUAUGUAUGGGGACGAAGAACCAAUUGGCAAUCAUUUGUUGAUGAAAUCAAUUGCUGCCAUUGGUCGUUCCAAAUCGACUUCAAAACACCUGUCCACUUUUGUAGAACAGUUAAGGAAGCACGUGGACCACUGCAAACAAAUAUAUAAAGAGGGCGAUAAUCAGCCUGAUUUAUUGCAAUCUUCAAUACCACUUCACUUGAAUGAACUCGUAAAUACACCCAAAAUUGAUCUGUUGUUGCUUCUUUUGAAAUCAUCUGUCAGUGUAGUUGAGUAUUCAGAGAAUAUUAGGUCUUCUAAUAUAAUUGCACAGGUUAAUGUCGAGAAAUUGCUGCACUGCUUGCCAAAUCUUGCUGAAGUCCAGGAUUCGGUUUUUGCUGCCGUUUCUUCAAAAUUUUCCAUGGGUCCUUUUUGUUUUCACUCAAUACUGCGGCAUUGCAGUAUGGUACUACAGGUGCUUUCAUUCGCUCAGUUGAUUGUUACACUGCUAGAUAUGGUUCUAGAUAGUACUCUUUCUUGUUCCUUCAAUCAAGGAAAUAGAAGGAGCAAUCUUUCCAAGAAUCAACGCAAGAAUAUGGUUCUGAAUAGAUUGUACCAAGUACGGAAGAGAAUAAAUGAAGGUAUUGAGUUGGUGAAUGCUCAGUUAACUGACGCUUCAAAAGUAUACAAAGAUGACCUUAUUCCUCCGAUAAGUUAUGAAUAUAGUGAAGUAAGUUGCUCCUAG